Cylas formicarius (sweet potato weevil) is the source of this 2950-nucleotide messenger RNA. RefSeq names its product CD82 antigen. The coding region runs from base 251 to 1027 and encodes 258 amino acids. The transcript has 4 exons. Gene Ontology annotation, cellular component: membrane. The record is from RefSeq and is a predicted model, not a curated record. Lineage: Eukaryota; Metazoa; Arthropoda; Insecta; Coleoptera; Brentidae.
AGGAAAACUUUUCAAAACAAAAAAUUUUAAAAUUUAAAUUUUUGGAUUAUAUUAAUUUCAAAACAUUUAACUCCGCCCAUUAUUUCAGCAUAUCCAAAUAAACGCAACCGUCUCACAAAGCUUGUUUCUGUCUCGUUUGCUCUUUUGCCGUCUUUGACUAGUUUAUUUUAGUUCGAUUGGAGGUUGCAGAAGUUAUACGUUUUGUGGAAUUUGGUGAAUGUGAUUUUUUGCCAUCAAGUAUCUCCCGAAAAUGAGUUGCUAUUCGUUUAUUAAAUAUUUGUUUAUAUUUCUCAACGUCAUAUUUUUGAUUAUUGGACUAACUGGUAUAGGAGUGAUAACAUGGAUGCUGGUGGAUCCAACAAUUCCUUUGCAUUUCACUCAAGAUCCAAGUGACUUCAUGAUUGCAGUAGCUGUGUAUAUGGUUGUGGCUAUUGUUCUUGUCAUUAUCUCGAUACUUGGAAUACAGAGUGUGCUGAAAGAAAUUCGUUGGGCGCUUGUUUUGUCAUUUUCUCUCCUGCUGAUCAUUGUAGUCGUGGAAGUGGCCUCAGGUGUUUGGAUCUACAUGAAUCAAGAGGAUUUAGAUAAAUUUACAAGAGCUUCAGUUAAAAAUUCAGUGAAAGAAUAUUCUGAGAAAGAUGAAAAUGUUCAAAAUAUGUUUGAUGCCAUUCAGUCAAAGUUCAAAUGUUGUGGUGCGGAUGGUCCAGCAGAUUGGGCUCGCAUCAAAGAGAUUAAUAUGGGUAUAACAGCAAAUCCAACCCAAUAUAAUAUACCAAGUAGCUGCUGUCGGCCUGAAAAAACUGAACAAGAAUGUUUCUCAGCUAGCAAAAAUUUUAAAUUUGGAAAAGAACUAGAUUAUAAAAUAAUUUUUGAAAAAGGUUGUUAUAAUUUGAUUAAGGAAAAUAUUAUCAACAGCUUGAGUAUUAUUAUCGCAGUAUUUGGGACCAUAUUGGCUAUAAAGUUACUGGGUUUAAUUAUAGGCUUGAUUUUGGCAUUCUCUAUGAAACGUUCCAAUCGUUAUAAAGCCUAAAUACUCCAUCCAUCAAAUCACCAGAUUAUCUUCAGACUUAUAAGAAAGCUUAGGUGUUUGACCCUCAUAGUCAAAGUAGGUAAUGUUGUAUUUGGGGCUCUACACUGAAAUUUAACUUAAAAUAUAUGUACAAUUACCCAACUAAAAGAAUUUUUGGCUGGUUAUGCUCUCUAUGUUGUUAUUAAUUUUUCAAUUUUUUUUUAAUUAGAUUUAUUUACAUUAUUCAAUUUUCAUUAGUAAUUAAGAUAUUAAAAUAAAACUAAUCAAAACUAAAUUUGCACAGACCUUGAAAUAUUAAGUUGAUUGAACUAAGGUGGCUUUUACUUGAUGAAAAUUCAUUUAUCAAAAUAAAUAAGAACUAAAAUUUCAGAUUUCCAGGAAAUUAUAUAUUUUUGCAUGAUAAUUGUUUCGACAGCACCAUGUCUUUAUCAAAUGUGAUUUGAUAAAUUUGAUAGACACGGUGUUGUCGAAACAAUUGUCAUGUAAAAAUAUAUAAUCGUGAAAAUCUGAACUUUUAGUUCUCAUUUAUUUUGAUUUUUAUUAAUUUGAUAUAAUGGAAGAAAUAAUUUUAAAAUGAUCUGAUGAAAAUUGAAUAAUUGCUUUUCAGGUUCUUAAUUUAUUUCGUGUGCCAUAUAAACUGUAUAUAAAUCAAAUUAGAAUGUAAGUCAGAUCUGAAGUAUUUUCUGAAAUAUCUGCGCAAAGAGAGAAUUUGUUACCCAAACAGAAAUGUAUGGCUGUGGCCGGACAAAAUAUUUAAAAAAAAAACUAUUUAAUGAUUUGGGAGGAGCAACCAAAACAGAGUUAUCACUAUUUUUUAAUUAUUUGUUCAACUUUUCGCUUUAUGUAGCUAACAUACCAGUACAGGAUGAAAGAUCAAUUGGUUGCUACUGCCUAUAUCACUUUGACUGACUUUAUGCAAGACUAAUUCAAUAUGCCAAAUAAUUAAACCAUUAUAUUUGCCACAAAAUUUUAUAUCUCUUUACAUGCCUUUUUAAGAUCUGAAUAUAGAGGGAAGAUCUACUUUCUUGAUAUAACUUAUAAUACCAUUUCGAAUAAAGGAUCCAAGGUAUUAAUUUGUGUUGUGAUACUAACUACUUGAUCACACAAUUAAAUAUUUUCCAAUCUCAAAACAAAAUGGAUAUCCUAUUGUGUUCUUUUCAAACUUAAGGUACCUUCAAGCACAGUACAUGAACAAGCAUGAUUUAUUUAUAUGGUGGCUAUACUCUUGACACACAUUAAACUAUUAUUACACACAUGCACUUUCAAGCUAUCGCUAUUAUAAUAUGCAUACAAAAAUAUGUUUUACUUAGUUGUUGGUUUCACUCAAUUUUGCUCAGUAGAUUUUUCUUGUGUGUGUUGUCUAUAAACAACUGGUAAUAUUAUGAAGUCAUCUUUUUGUAUAUUCAUUAUUUUAUACCACUACUUUACAGUUAUUAAAUCUUGAAACUUAAAAAUUGGGUGAAAAGAUCGCCUCCUUUUUCCAUUAAAAUGUAAAAUCUGACCGAAAAUACAUAUUCAUUUUUAAAAAGCCCUAGUUCUUUUAUGCAUGAAAUGGUUUCUUAAUAUUUAAUUAUGUAUAUUUAAUUAUUUGAAAUGUAACUAUAAAAACAGUCAUAUUCGAAUGUAUGCGUCAUUACUUAUAGGAGUUUACUAUAAAUCAGAAAUUAUCAUCAUAAUUAGCAAUCGAGGAUAUCUGUUUCAAAUAUAGCGUAUAUUAAUAUAUUUUAUGAGAGAUGUUUAAAGCUAAGGAAUUAAUGUGUACUCGAAUAUGGUUGUGAAUAUUUGUUUUUAAUUUUAUGUAAUUAAUAUUGCGCCCCUAAAAAUCGGUGCCCAUUUGUCUUUUAAGCUGGUUUAUGGGAUUAAAAGAUCUGUGACCUACAAUGCUUUAAUGUUGACCUAAUAAACUGAUAUAUAAUAAAUAAA